Messenger RNA from Agrilus planipennis (emerald ash borer), 2732 nucleotides. It is a transcript of the gene PSR, whose product is annotated as bifunctional arginine demethylase and lysyl-hydroxylase PSR. Gene Ontology annotation, biological process: phagocytosis. Lineage: Eukaryota; Metazoa; Arthropoda; Insecta; Coleoptera; Buprestidae. The record is from RefSeq and is a predicted model, not a curated record. Gene Ontology annotation, molecular function: P-TEFb complex binding; histone H4R3 demethylase activity. Bases 121 to 1404 code for a protein of 427 amino acids. Gene Ontology annotation, cellular component: cytoplasm; nucleus. The transcript has 5 exons.
UCGUUAACCAAUUAACCAAUACCUCAAACCUCAUAAUUGUGCCCGUUAGAAGGGUCGUAAACUGUGAUUUGUUUAUUAUUUUAACAAUACAAUUAAGACUACAAAAUUUACAAUUGAACAAUGGAUGAUGCUGAAUUUCAACGAAGAGCAAGGAAAAGAAUAAAGGAAGUAAAGAGGAAAGCGAGACCAGAACUGAACACAAAGGAUUCGUGGACACAGCAGGGUUAUGUGAAUAAUUUUGAUACUUUCUGGAACUUUAUAGACAACUGUGAGAGAAUAAAUGAGACAGAGUGCUCACAAAGAGAAUUCAUAUCGAAAUAUGAACUUCAGUAUAAACCGGUAGUUAUAACUGGUUGUCAAACUGAGUGGAAAGCAAAUCAAAAGUGGACUUUACCAAAGUUAGCAAAAAAGUAUCGUAACCAAAAAUUUAAGUGUGGAGAAGAUAACGAAGGUUACAGUGUAAAAAUGAAAAUGAAAUACUACGUUUAUUACAUGCAGAAUACUGCAGAUGAUAGUCCAUUAUAUAUUUUUGAUAGUAAUUUUGGAGAGCAUAGACGUCGUAAAAAACUAUUAGAAGACUACCAAGUGCCAUUAUAUUUUCGGGAUGACCUCUUUAAACACGCCGGAGAAAACCGUAGGCCUCCUUAUCGAUGGUUUGUUAUGGGGCCUGCUCGUUCUGGAACAGGAAUUCACAUUGAUCCUUUAGGAACAAGUGCUUGGAAUGCAUUAGUUGUGGGACACAAAAGAUGGUGUCUCUUUCCUACAAAUACACCAAAAGAACUUCUAAAGGUUACUGGACUAUUGGGCGGAAAACAGAGAGAUGAAGCGAUUACAUGGUUUAGCGUUAUCUACCCUCGAACAAAGGAUCCGUCAUGGCCCACCGAAUUUAAACCUGUAGAAAUACUCCAGAAACCAGGUGAAACAGUUUUUGUUCCGGGAGGAUGGUGGCAUGUCGUCUUAAACCUUGAUACAACUAUAGCUGUUACACAAAACUUUUGUAGUAGAACUAAUUUUCCAGUUGUCUGGCAUAAAACUGCGCGAGGUAGACCAAAAUUAUCACGUAAAUGGCUUAAAAUUCUUCACGAAAAAGAACCCAGAUUAGCUCAGCUUGCAGAAAGGAUCAAUAUAGAGCAGCCUUCAGGUGUUGCUUCUGAUAGCUCGAGUAAUUCAUCCUCUAGUUCUAGUUCUGAUACAGGAUCUUCCAACUCUGAAGAUGAAGACAGCGGGCAAGAAUCUUUGACUGCUAAAAAAAAGAAAAGGAAGUCUGACACUGAUUCUUUUCACAAUAGGAAAAUAAUUCGUCGUGAUAGUAAUGAUUCUGCAAUGUCUUGGAGUCAAAAUCAACGCACUUCUUCCACUUCUCCUCAGGCUGCUAUAAUACAAACACAUACCUCAAAAUCGUAGAAAUUUAAAUACUGCCAACGUAACACCAAUUAAUAUUUCCUAUACUCCAAAUUCUUAAUUGAAUUUCUAUGUUACCCAAUAACUAAGAUUUUUCUUGCAAUUAAAUUGGGAAACUAAAUCAAUUGUUAUUAACGUUAAUUUGAUAGUAAAUUAAUUUAUUACAAAUUCGAUAGGAUGAAACUGUCAUUUGGUUCUUAAUUACUUUCUAAAGAAUUAUCUGUUGAAUUUUAAAUACGAACUAAUUCAGUAACUACUAAAUAAUUUAUUUAGGCUAGAUAUAUUUUAUUAAAAUUCUGCGGAAGAUGUAUUUUUUAUUGAGUUUUACAAAUAUUGAGCUGCAUGUGUAUAUUUUUGAAAAACAGUUUGUACAGAUUUUGCAGAGUAAUUGAGAACCAAAAAGUAAAAUACAAAAUAGUAUUAUGUACAUAUUAAUGAGAAAAGUGAUUAUUACCAAUUGUAUACAAAACUUGUUGAAUAACAGCAAGUAAAGAAAGCAAUCUGCUAAAUGUCUAAACAUUAUUAGUAUAUUUGUACAUAUAUGUAUUUUUUUAUUUUUAACCAAAUUACUUUCUUUAAAGCUACAUUAUUUCUUACAUGUUGUUACUGAAAGUCAUAAUGACUGACUAUAGGGGCCUUUAUGAUCAAACAAUAUUGCGACGUAAAGAUAGCAAGUUUUGUAUAUUUCUAUUAUUUAUUUUAGUAUAUGUUUCAUUAAAUGUAGAUGGUAUGCAUAAAAUUGUUGGAUAAGUGCAUAAUUACAUUUUUAAUGUAGCCACUCCGUUCUACUCGCAUUUUUAUGUAUGUACAUCAACAUGUGAGUAGAUUCUCAAACAUGCGAAUAUCUGUUCUUUAUUCUUGAGGAUCUGCUUGCACUUUUCAAUACCUGUAUUCAAUAAUAGGGGUCUCCUUAGUAGCAGGCCUAACUUCGAAAAAACUUUAUAUACCUUUGGAAAUUUAUAAAUAAGUAUAAAACACCCACUUUUUGCCAAAUUAAGUCUACUACUAUGAAGACUCCUAUUUUUGAAAAUAGGCACGCAGUAAUAUCAAAAGUUACUCUCAUUUUGUGCAUAAAAAAGUCUCACACAUUACUCUUAAGAAGCAAAAAAUCUGGGAGUAUACCACACAUUCAACUUUAUGCAUACCAACAAAUACGUUAAAAGCAAACUAGCAAGAUUGUUUUGCUGUUAUUUAUUUUAAUAUAGCCUAGUAUUUGUAUAAUUUGCGUAAAAAUUGAAAGUGUUUGAAGUUUAAGGAAAUAAUUAUUUGUACCGUUUUAUUUUUACUUUAUACAUUGUUUAAUUAACUUAUCGUUAGAUAGAUAUUUUUUA